Erythranthe guttata (spotted monkey flower) is the source of this 1197-nucleotide messenger RNA. Lineage: Eukaryota; Viridiplantae; Streptophyta; Magnoliopsida; Lamiales; Phrymaceae. The record is from RefSeq and is a predicted model, not a curated record.
AUGGGUGAUGAUAAUUCGAUGGAUGAUGAUAAUUUGAUGGAUGUGAACCUAAUGGAUCUUGAUUUGAACCAAGAACCCACCGACCAACCUUUGCGUAGGGUCGAAAGAUACGGGUCGUUAUUGAACGAGUUGGAAACGGCCCACGGUAGGAUAGAGGAGAGGAUUCGACAGCUAGAGGCUGUCAGUGCUCGUGCAAGGCAGCGGCAGAGGUGGCGGCAAUCGAGGAAUUCGCCGGAAGUUAGUUAUACCCCCGUUGAAACAAUGGUUGAUGUCGGCCAGAGUGCCGCCCCGAACGAAAACGGUAACACUUUGGCUAUUGUAGAAAGAACCACCGAGAGGGGAAAAGGUUGUAAAAGAGAUAGUUCCCAUUUGGUGGCGCAAGCGUUAGAGAUAGAUUCCGAUGCUAAGAAGAAGUUUGAUAAAGAGAGUGGGAGCUUUUACGAUUGUAAUAUAUGUUUGGAGAUGGCGAACGAGCCCGUGUUAACUUGCUGCGGUCAUUUAUUCUGUUGGCCGUGUUUUUUCCAGGUGUCGAAAAUCGAUUCGUCGACGGCUUCGAAUCCUUCUAAAGAAUGCCCCGUUUGUAAGGGAGAGGUUUCGGACUCAACCGUGAUUCCCAUUUACGGAAACGGUGGGGCCCACGAAAGCGCUGUGUGCGAAACGGAAUCCGGCUUGAAGAUUCCACCGAGGCCAAAAGCUCGUAGAGUCGAGAGCGUUAGGCAGCAGCGUAUUGCGCAGGGCUUAUCUCAUGUUCCCGUCGCGGAAGCACUUAGGCGAAUCAGAAUUAGUAUCGGCGCAACUGGCAAUCGAACGCAGCCGAAUUCAGAAACUAGUGGGGGCCCACGAAUAAGGAUGCAUCAAGUUUCGAGGGUAUUAUCGGAAAGUGCCGCUUCUCUCUCCUCACUCUCGUCGGCUCUGAGUAAUGCUGAAAGAUUGGUUGAAGAUCUCGAAACGGUUAUUAACAACAGGCUGUUGCAAAACGAGACGCGGGCUUUCUUAGCCGAUGUCAUAAAUAAUCCUUCUGCUAGAGCCGUGCAAACGAAUAACGAGGCUCCGAAUUCAACCCCUGAUAGCAAUGGUGGUGCCGCCGCCGCCCCGUCUUCUUCGUCUUCUUCUGUUAGAAGAAGAAGCCUUCUUUCGAGGAAUUUGGAUUUGGACAGUCGAGAUGCGCGCGAAUCUAGAAGAAGAAGAUUGAACUAG